CUCAUGUCCUAUAAGAGGACUUGUCCAAAGAGAAGAAAAUCUUGCAGAUGUUUAAAAAAAAAUUAAACCAUGCUAAGGAAAGAUAGAGCAAUGGAUUCUACUAAGAAGGAUGAAGAUAAGCUAAAUUCAACAAAAUGUGAGAUAUAUGAAGCCAAAGAAGAAAAUGAAAGGCUAAAGAAGAUGUUAUCUAAAAUGAUGAAGGAUUAUAAAUCUUUGGAAAUGUAUUUUCAAGGCAUAUUAACUCAAAAAAAUACAAAGAAUAUUAUUGCAACAAGUAAUAAUAUUCAUGAAGAAAAAGAAGAGGUGGAACUUGUUUCUUUGAGCUUAGGGAGAAAUAGUAGUACUUCAAGAGAGUUGAUCAAGAAAGAGUUAUUAUAUGAUGAUCAAAAUAAAAGUAAUAAAAACCAUAGUAAAUUAUUAUUUGAUGGGCUUGAGCUUGGAUUAGAUUGUAAAUUCACUCAAGAAAAUAGUUUUGAGGGGCCAAAGAAGGAGAAUAUAAAUAAUGAACGACCAGUAUUGAUACAAAAUUACCCUCCAUUGGAUUAUUGUGACGAAGAAUUUUUGCAGCAAAUUCCUCAAAAGAAGGCUAGGGUAUCUAUACGGGCGGUGUGUGACACUAUUACGAUGAAUGAUGGAUGUCAAUGGAGAAAAUAUGGACAAAAAACAGCUAAAGGGAAUCCAUGCCCUAGGGCUUACUAUCGUUGCACCGUCUCCCCCUCAUGCCCAGUCAGAAAACAGGUUCAAAGAUGUUCUAAAGACACGUCCAUUUUGACCACCACAUAUGAAGGAACACAUAAUCACCCCCUUCCAUUUUCCGCAACCGCCAUGGCUUCUACGACCUCUGCCGCAGCCUCUAUGUUAAGAUGCACCUCAACAUCAUCAACAUCACAACAAUUUUUACCAAAUAUUGAUCAAAAUCUUCAUGGAAAAAUCAACUUUACCAAUAAUACUUCAAAUAAUAACUUACUAUUAGCCACUCAUAAUAAUUCACCAACUUUCUACUUACCAAAAACUUCAAUUUCUACUUCCCAAUCACACCCCACAAUUACUCUUGAUUUCACUACAAACUCAUCAAGUACUAAUUCUUCAUCAUCCAAUUCCCACUCCACAUUGUGUAAUAAUAUCAAAAGUGAAAUUGGACCUUCUUCAUAUCUAGGGAGGCCAUAUUAUUCUAAUCAACCUUAUAUUACUUCAAAAGAACAAUCAGAACACCAUCGUUCAGUACAGUGGCAGAAUCAGAAUUUUUGAUGAAUUGAGUCAAAAGAAUGCAAAAGCAUCACACUUAGGAUUUGAUCAUGUGACCUAAAAUGAAUUUUGGACUACUUUUUGUACAUUAAAGUAGAAUCUUCUUUUAUAUGAAAGGAAGACUAUUUUUGUUUUUAUUUUAUAUGUACAGUAUAAUUUUUUUGCAAAAGAUAUUUCUUUAUCUAACCUGUAAAAAUUCUCAACAAUUGUAUUUAUAUGACACUAUUUUCUUUUUAGUCUCUUAUAAAAAAGGGUCUUUUUCAUAUUCGGAAAAAAAUUGAACUUUAAAACUUCCCAUGUUGCUCUUAGCAACAUGUUUUAAGACUCUUUUUUAAACUCCGCGCCUAAUCAAUGGGGUUCAACAUAAGAUGAAAUGGAUGAAGUACUAAUGAAGAGUAGUAGUAAUAGAUUUUUCUAACGGUGAAUUAGAGAGAAAUUUGUGUUAUACAACAUGUUUUUCCACUCAUUUCCACCAAAUCAGUGC
Messenger RNA from Solanum pennellii, 1729 nucleotides. Its product is annotated as probable WRKY transcription factor 72. Gene Ontology annotation, molecular function: sequence-specific DNA binding; DNA-binding transcription factor activity. Gene Ontology annotation, biological process: regulation of DNA-templated transcription. The record is from RefSeq and is a predicted model, not a curated record. The coding region runs from base 70 to 1248 and encodes 392 amino acids. NCBI's taxonomy places the organism in Eukaryota, Viridiplantae, Streptophyta, Magnoliopsida, Solanales, Solanaceae. The transcript is spliced from 4 exons.